CAUGGACCGGAUACACUGCAGUCCAGAAGCGCACCUGGCUAACUUCUCCGUAAACGGUAAGGAGCAACCGCCGCAGUGGAAACAGCGGAAACAAAAUCAAGCGCAAAAUCUGGACAUGAAUUAGCACUGGGAAGCCUACACAUUUACGAAGAACAAAAGACAAAUUAAUACGUAGAUAAUUUCGAGAAUCAACAACUUAACGCGACCCUUUUGAUCUCCUUCGUACUUCUGCACAGAUAGUUUUCAAACCCAGUUCUCAUAACCUUCUCCAUUUUUUGAUAUAAAUAAUGGAUAUGAAGCCCAAGAAGAAAGUUAUUACAGAGAAUGGGGAUACAGGAGAGGACUUAGUGCUUGCAACUUUGAUCGGGAAUGGGGAUGAUGUGGGUCCUCUUGUUAGACAUGCAUUUGAAACUGGGCGGCCAGAACCACUAGUCCAGCAGCUAAAGAAUGUUGUGAAAAAGAAAGAAACUGAAAUUGAGGACCUCUGCAAGACGCACUAUGAGGAAUUUAUUCUUGCAGUUGAUGAGCUUCGUGGUGUGUUGGUUGAUGCUGAAGAGUUAAAAAGUGAUCUUGCUAGUGAUAAUUUUAAGUUGCAAGAGGUUGGGAGUGCUUUCUUGGUAAAACUUGAAGAGCUUCUGGAGUCCUAUUCAAUUAAGAAAAAUGUGACUGAAGCUAUAAAAAUGUCAAAGACCUGCAUUCAAGUCUUGGAGCUAUGUGCUAAAUGUAACACUCAUAUCUCUGAGGGUCAGUUUUACCCUGCACUGAAAAAUUUGGACCUGAUUGAGAAGAACUACUUGCAGAAUAUCCCCCUGAAAUCACUCAAGAUGGUGGUAGGGAUGACCAUUCCAGUAAUAAAAUCACAUAUUGAGAAGAAGGUUACUAGUCAGUUUAAUGAGUGGCUAGUUCAUGUCAGAAGUUCUGCAAAGAAUAUUGGACAGACAGCAAUAGGUCAUGCUGCAUCAGCACGUCAGAGGGAUGAGGAAAUGCUGGAACGACAGAGGAAAGUGGAGGAGCAAAAUGUUUCAGCAUUGGGAGAAUUGGCAUAUACUUUGGAUGUGGAGCAAAGUGAUGAUGAUGCAAUUUUAAAGUUUGAUCUUACACCUCUUUAUCGGGCAUACCACAUCUAUACUUGCCUUGGAAACUCAGAGCAGUUUCGUGAAUAUUAUUAUAAGAAUCGGAUGUUGCAGUUAAGUUCUGACCUGCAAAUCUCUUAUGGACAACCAUUUGUUGAAUCUUAUCAAACUUUUCUAGCACAAAUUGCUGGGUACUUCAUAGUGGAAGAUCGAGUCCUGAGAACUGCUGGUGGCGUCUUGUCUGCUGAUCAAGUUGAGACAAUGUGGGAAACAGCUGUAGCUAAAAUAACAUCUAUUUUGAAGGAACAAUUUUCUCAAAUGGAAUCUGCAACACAUCUUCUUCUGGUGAAGGAUUACGUUAGUCUUCUUGUGUCAACCCUCAGACAGUACGGGUAUGAAAUGGGUCCAAUUAAUGAGACAAUGGACAAUAGCCGAGACAAAUACCAUGAACUCCUCUUGGAAGAGUGCCAGCAGCAAAUUACCAAUGUUCUUUCAAAUGAUACAUAUGAACAGAUGAUAAUGAAAAAGGAUACUGACUAUCAGAGUAAUGUUCUGGCUUUCCAUCUACAGACUUCAGAUAUAAUGCCAGCUUUCCCAUAUAUUGCACCAUUUUCUGCCAUGGUACCUGAUUGUUGCCGCAUUGUCCGUUCAUUCAUCAAAGGGUCUGUUGAUUACUUGUCUUAUGGAAUGCACACUAAUUUUUAUGAUGUUCUGAGGAAGUACCUUGACAAGCUCUUGAUUGAUGUCUUAAAUGAAGUUAUACUUGAUACGAUUCAAGGUAGCGGUAUUGGUGUAUCUCAAGCCAUGCAGAUAGCUGCAAACAUAGCAUUUUUUGAAAGAGCAUGUGAUUUUUUUAUUCGACAUGCUGCCCAACUAUGUGGGAUCCCAACCCGAUCAGUAGAAAGGCCUCAAGAUACUCUAACAGCAAAAGUUGUCCUUAAAACUUCAAGAGAUGCAGCUUAUCUUGCUCUGUUGAACUUGGUGAAUGCUAAGUUGGAUGAGUUUAUGGCACUUACAGAAAAUAUCAACUGGACUUCAGAGGAAAUUUCUGAAAGUAAUAGCGAAUAUAUGAAUGAGGUGGUUAUUUACCUUGACACUAUUUUGUCAACAGCACAGCAAAUUUUGCCUUUGGAUGCUCUGUACAAAGUUGGAAGUGGGGCUCUUGAGUACAUUUCUAAUUCUAUUGUGUCAGCAUUUCUUAGUGAUAGUGUCAAGAGGUUCAAUGCAAAUGCAGUCAUGGCUCUAAACAAUGAUCUAAAGAUGCUAGAGAAUUUUGCUGAUGAGAGAUUUCACAGCACUGGCUUGAGCGAGAUAUACAAGGAUGGUAGUUUUAGAAGCUACUUGGUAGAAGCUCGACAACUAAUAAACCUUUUGUCCAGCAGUCAACCAGAGAACUUCAUGAAUCCUGUGAUUAGGGAGAGGAAUUACAAUGCUUUGGAUUACAAGAGGGUUGCUACUAUUUGUGAAAAAUUCAAAGAUUCUGCAGAUGGGAUCUUUGGGAGCCUUUCAAGCAGAAACACGAAGCAAAGUUCUAGAAAGAAGUCAUUGGACAUGCUGAAGAAAAGAUUGAAAGAUUUCAACUGAGAAGGAUUCUAUGGCCAAAAACAAAGGAAAAAUACUCAGAAGGAUUCAACAUUCUCUCUACGUUAGAAGUAGUUGUGCCUAAUUUCAUAUAGAUAUGUCUUCUUCCUUUUCCAUAUUUCCAUUGAUGUUCGGAAUGACAUGGAUUGGUUUGCUUUGAUGUUAAUAAAGUUCUUUAUUUUUC
Molecule: messenger RNA, 2838 nt
Organism: Rubroshorea leprosula
Lineage: Eukaryota; Viridiplantae; Streptophyta; Magnoliopsida; Malvales; Dipterocarpaceae
Source: the annotation of a GenBank genome assembly